This is a messenger RNA of Anopheles marshallii, 1845 nucleotides long. RefSeq names its product glucose dehydrogenase [FAD, quinone]-like. The record is from RefSeq and is a predicted model, not a curated record. Gene Ontology annotation, molecular function: oxidoreductase activity, acting on CH-OH group of donors; flavin adenine dinucleotide binding. The transcript has 4 exons. The coding region runs from base 1 to 1845 and encodes 614 amino acids. Lineage: Eukaryota; Metazoa; Arthropoda; Insecta; Diptera; Culicidae.
AUGGUCCUACUGGUCUUUGCCAUCACAUCACGUUGCGGGGUGGCCAUGCAAGAUACGUUCUUUCAAAGGCUGUUCGAUGAAACCAGCGUUCUGUUUAAUAACGGAACACCCCGUAUUCCGGAUACGAUCGCUUUCCGGAAGGAGUACGAUUUCAUCAUCAUUGGUGCCGGUUCCGGUGGGUCGGUCAUGGCGAACCGUCUGUCGGAAAUGCGGGACUGGAACGUACUGUUGCUUGAGGCGGGCAAGGAGGGCAACAUGCUGACGGAGGUACCUCUAACCGCGGGACUGACCAGCAUUACGGGAUACAACUGGGGCUACAAAGCGGAUCCAAUGAAGGGUGCCUGUUUGGGUCUCAAGGGCGGUGUCUGUAACUGGCCGAAAGGGCGCGGUCUCGGAGGCACGAGUCUCAUAAACUUCCUCAUCUACACAAGGGGACAUCGGAGGGAUUACGACGGUUGGGAACAGGCAGGCAAUCCAGGAUGGGGCUUUCGUGACGUGCUGGAAUACUUCAAGAAGUCGGAACGUGUGCAAAUUCCGGAGCUGCGCAACUCUCCUUACCGCUCUACGGCAGGUCCGGUAGACGUGGAGGAGUCAUCGUUUGAGACGCCGUUAUUGAAGCGCUUCAUCGAUGCGGGGCGAGAACUGGGCUACAUGGAGACGGAUCCCAAUGGCGAAAUACAGCUCGGAUUCGGCAAGGCACAAGCGACAAUGCGUAGAGGACGUCGAUGCAGCGCGGCGAAGGCUUACCUUGUGCCCGCCGUACGUCGACCAAAUUUGGACAUUUCGAUGUACUCCCGAGUGACCAAAAUACUGAUCGACCCCGUCACGAAGCUGGCGUACGGCGUGGAGUUCAUGAAGCGCAGACGACGAUACGUGAUCCGUGCACGCAAGGAAGUGAUCUUGGCGGCGGGUGCCAUUGCUUCUCCCCAGCUACUGAUGCUGUCCGGGGUGGGUCCUAGAGAUCAUCUGAAGGAUAUUGGCAUUCCUAUGGUGCAGGAUCUUCCGGUUGGGUAUAACUUACAAGACCACCUGAAUCUUCCCGGACUAGUCUUCCCGGUCGAUCAGCCGGUGACUGUGCGGGAGCGUGACAUGCGAUCACCACGGUACAUUCUUGAUUAUAUGAUGAACGGACGAGGUCCAUUCACGUCUCCCGGGGGUGCCGAAGGUGUUGCUUUCGUCAAGACGAACAUCAGCUUCACGCCUUCCGACUAUCCGGACAUUGAGCUGGUGAUGGGCACGGGAGCCUACAACAACGACGAAUCUGGAUCGCUUCGGGCCACCAUUGGCAUAACGGACGAGUUCCAUCAUCACACGUACGGGUCGAUCCUUGGGAAGCACGCGUUUUCUGUCUCACCGGUCCUAAUGCGCCCAAAGAGCCGUGGACGAAUCUAUCUGAAGAGCGACAACCCGUUCCAUUGGCCGCGGAUGGAGGGUAACUUCUACGCGGAUUAUGACGAUCUGGCAGUGCUGCGGGAAGGUGUCAAGCUGACGGUGGAUCUGAUCGAAUCGCGCAGCUUCCGCGGCAUUGGGGCACGGUUGCACAGUACACCGUUUUACGGCUGCGAGCAGCAUCGUUUCCGUAGCGACGAGUACUGGGAGUGUGCCAUCAGAAGAGUCGGCAGCACGUUACAGCAUCAGUGUGGUACGUGCAAAAUGGGACCGGCCACCGAUCCGGAAGCGGUCGUCAAUGCGCAGCUGCAGGUGUACGGCAUACAGGGUUUGCGUGUUGUCGAUGCCUCGAUCAUGCCCACCAUUCCGGCGUCUCACACCAACGCGGUGGUGUUUAUGAUCGGCGAGAAGGCAGCCGACAUGGUGAAAGAAUUCUGGGCCAACGAAAUUCGCUGA